Coregonus sp. 'balchen' is the source of this 1372-nucleotide messenger RNA. NCBI's taxonomy places the organism in Eukaryota, Metazoa, Chordata, Actinopteri, Salmoniformes, Salmonidae. The record is from the annotation of a GenBank genome assembly.
AAUAAAAUCAGCUUUUUGAUGCAGAAAUAACUGCAAUUACAUAGCUAUUAUCGAUACACAUUUUUACACAUUUUGUUACGUUGCAGAGAUACAAGGCUCGGAUUGGACCAAACUACAAUCCGUAGAUUUUUCAGUGUUGUGUUUACAGAAAUGGCUCCUCCCCUCUUUAGUAUGAACGACGACAUGACACUUUGUGUCAGCAAGUUAUUAUGAAUAAAUACAUUUAAAGAACAUAGCUAGCUAGCAACAACAUAUUUUGCAAUAUUCAUCAAGGGGGUCUGAAAGUUGCGCGUUCUCUUGAUAACCAUCGAACUUGCUCGAGGGAAAUAACGUUUGAUGCGCGUUAUAGCUAGCUACUCACAAUAGCUAUCUAACAGUAGCAGCUAACGUCCGCUAGCUAGCUCAUUUUGAUGUUAGGCCAGUUUUAUGCAACGUAAACAACCGUUGAAGGGUGUUUCAACAGCUUGCUAGUUUCCCCAUAUAUUCAAUCUGCCGCUGUGGGGAAGCAGAUCACCAUGAACUGCCGUUCAGAGGUUCUGGAGGUGUCGGUGGAGGGAAGACAGGUCGACGAGGCUAUGUUGGCUCUGUUGCACACUAUCCUAUUGCAUCGCAGCACUGGGAAAUUUCACUACAAGAAAGAGGGCACCUACUCCAUUGGCACUGUUGGCACACAGGACAUUGACUGCGACUUUAUUGAUUUCAGUUUUGUUCGUGUUUCUUCAGAUGAGCUUGACAGGGUCAUCAGGAAAGCAGUGGGCGAAUUCAAGGUAGGCCUCUCAGAUGAAUCUGAUUGUUUGGCUAUUGAAAUUGAUAUUGACAUUAUAUAUUAAAACAUGUAGCUAGCUGUAGUUGUUUUUUACUGGCAUCCAUUGACCUCUGGAUCUAUGUUGUGCUUUACAGGAUGCCAUGGGCAAUGGGACUGAUGGAAUGGGACAAAUUUCACUGGAGUUCUACCAGAAAAAGAAGUCUCGCUGGCCUUUCUCUGAUGAGUGUAUUCCCUGGGAGGUCUGGAGCAUCAAGGUCAAUGUCGUCAACCUGGCCAACGAGCAGGAGAGACAGAUCUGCCGGGAGAAAGUGGGAGAGAAGCUGGGCGAGAAGGUGAUCAACAUUGUGGAGGUGAUCAACCAGCACGAGUACCUACCCAAGAUGCCCACCCAGUCGGAAGUGGACAAUGUGUUCGACACCAGCCUCAAAGACGUACAGCCUUACCUGUACAAAAUCACUUUUCAGAUCACUGAUACGCUGGGCACCUCAGUGAGCACCACCAUGAGAAGGCUGAUAAAAGACACCUUAGCACUGUGAGGGAGCCUCAAGAUGAUUUGCAUCUUAAAACAUGGCUUUGGGUAGCCUGGUUCCAGAUCUGUUUGUGCUG